UUUCAGAUGUUGGUAAUUCUAUGAGUGGACUAAACUCGUCUUCCGGUGAGAUUCGCGUGUUCAUUUGGUUUCAGUCUUUUUCCGGUAGGAUAGCAAGAUGACGGGCUUCAGCGAAAAGCCAAUAUUAAUAGAUGGCCGUGGCCAUUUACUUGGACGUUUGGCAGCAAUUAUUGCCAAGACUAUUCUGGAAGGCAACAAAGUUAUUGUUGUACGAAGUGAACAAUUAAACAUUUCUGGUAACUUCUUCAGAAAUAAAUUAAAGUUUAUGUCUUUUCUACGAAAGAGAUGUAAUGUCAAUCCAGCUCGUGGGCCAUUCCAUUUCCGUGCUCCCAGCAAAAUUCUGUGGAAAACUGUUCGUGGAAUGAUCCCACACAAGACCCAGAGAGGAAAGGACGCCCUUAGGAGAUUGAAAGUUUACGAAGGAUGUCCACCACCAUACGACCGAAGAAAACGUGUUGUCGUACCUGGUGCCAUGAGAGUAAUGUGUCUUAAACCAGGUAGAAAGUAUUGCCAUGUAGGCAGACUGUCUCAUGAAGUUGGAUGGAAGUACAAAGCUGUGGUUCGUACUUUAGAAAACAAAAGACGCGUCAGGUCUAUUUGGAAAUUU
Molecule: messenger RNA, 607 nt
Organism: Harpegnathos saltator (Jerdon's jumping ant)
Lineage: Eukaryota; Metazoa; Arthropoda; Insecta; Hymenoptera; Formicidae
Gene: RpL13A
Product: ribosomal protein L13A
Exons: 5
Biological process (GO): translation; negative regulation of translation
Cellular component (GO): cytosolic large ribosomal subunit; ribosome
Molecular function (GO): structural constituent of ribosome; mRNA binding
Source: RefSeq, a predicted model, not a curated record